AUGGUGGACGAUUCAAACUAUCUUACGCCACAUGAAACUGCACUGGCGGUGGUAGCCACUGCCAUGAAAAAAGCAAGAUUGCAAUUAGAUACUUUGAUAAUAAAUUCCAUACUUGGUGGUAUUCUAUUCAGUAGUGGUUCAUUCUUAUUGGUAGCGAUACACUCCGAUGAUCCUGAUAUGGUCGCACGAAACCCAGGCAUUGUGAAUCUUAUAACUGGUGUUACCUUUGCCAUAGGUCUCUUUUAUGUGGUAAUAAUGGGUGCCGACCUUUUCAACUCUAAUAUUCUGUUUUUCUCUGUUGGGGUUAUGAGGAGAGCGGUAACUAUUUAUGAUUUAAUUGUUUCAUGGUUUAUUAGUUGGAUAGGCAAUAUUGCCGGUUCGCUUUUCGUUUCAUACCUUUUCGGUCAUCUUACAGGUAUUGGUUCUCAGGAGCUUUGGAUGAAGGGCUCAAAGCAAAUCAUAGAACAAAAGGCAUCAUAUUCAUUCAUACAAACUUUUCUAAAGGGAAUAGCAGGUAAUUUUUUUGUCUGUUUGGCAAUUUACUUACAACUAAUGGCAAAGCCCAUUCAUGUCAAAUUCAUCAUAAUGUCAUUCCCCAUCAUAACUUUUGUAGGAAUCGGAUUUACGCAUGUAGUUGCGGAUAUGUCUGCAUCCUUCAUUGCCAUGCUCAAUGGUGCCAAUGUUUCGGUGGGUAAAUAUAUUUGGAAACUACUGAUUCCUGCUUCUUUGGGUAAUAUCAUUGGAGGACUCUUUUUUAGUGCAGUUGUUCCCUUCUACUUACAUUUGAUAGUUGUGGAACGCGAUAGGAAGAGAUUAUCUUUACCAGAAUACGAAGCAAGAGAUGAACAACCGGAACUGAACAUGGAUUCAAGGGUCGUCAGAAUACCAAAACGUGAGUGUGAGGAAGAUACAGAAGAUGAAGCUAGUGACGAUGAUGCAACUGAAACCGGUGGAGAUCUUGAAGACCUGACUGAAAAGGAUUCUGCAAGCAUUUAUAAUACAAUCCACGAUAGCUCGAGUUAUUUGACCGGGAGAAGUCUAAAUUCGCUACUAUCCCUACCUUCAUCAGCCAUAACUUCCGACAAUGCUACAAUGGAAUCGGACUUGGGAGAGCCCGUACCAUUCAUACCUAAAAGUAACUCUACGACAAGAUCUUCACACUUAAAGUUGCCUCACAAUCACUCGACCAAAUCCAUUAACAGACAUCGUAUUAACAAGCGCCACAGUUUGAGAUCACCGCCUGGUGUCUUUCCUGUAAGGGGAAUGGGGGAACCGCUAGAAAGAGAAAAAACCAUUGAAGAUGCAACUUACGACCCUAAGGAAAAUGAACUUUUUCUAAGGAGAGCCGAAACACAUAACUCCACAUAUUUGAAGAAUAAAAAAAAGGAGGAUGAUAACCUGUUAAGGCUAGUGAAAACUGAAGAAGAUCGCGAGCAAAAGGAGUACGAAAAAAAUGGUGGUUACAAUAUCCUGGAAAAUAAACCAGGUACCAGGCUAGAAAAAAUAAUUACCCAUCUUGCUGAAAAUGUGUCUUCCAGAGAAGUGACGCCUCCGGUAUUGCCUAGGACGACACAGGAUACUUUUCCUCACAACACUCCGGCCUCGUCUCCAGCAUACACAGACGAUGUUCAUUCAUUACGUAGAGCAAACAGUACCACAUUGGGUAGUCUAUUUAGGGAAGUGUCGAGAGAAUUUCAUGCAAGCAAAGAUGCAGAAUGUCCAGAUGACUUGCUCAAAAAAAUGGCUGCUGCUGGCAUAAACCGCAAGGCCAGAGUUGCAGCAAACAAUGUAGCCGGAAUUGUUAAUCUGAACAGGGAGGACCUGGACAGUUCUCCAAGGCGACAGAAAUUCACUAAGCCCAAGCACUCUUAUAAUCGUCAUACAACCCCCCAGUUAUGA
This is a messenger RNA of Saccharomyces paradoxus, 1899 nucleotides long. RefSeq lists its product as uncharacterized. Gene Ontology annotation, molecular function: high-affinity secondary active nitrite transmembrane transporter activity. Gene Ontology annotation, cellular component: membrane. The record is from RefSeq and is a predicted model, not a curated record. Lineage: Eukaryota; Fungi; Ascomycota; Saccharomycetes; Saccharomycetales; Saccharomycetaceae. The transcript has a single exon. Gene Ontology annotation, biological process: nitrite transport; transmembrane transport. Bases 1 to 1899 code for a protein of 632 amino acids.